Messenger RNA from Malassezia pachydermatis, 261 nucleotides. RefSeq lists its product as hypothetical. The transcript has 3 exons. Lineage: Eukaryota; Fungi; Basidiomycota; Malasseziomycetes; Malasseziales; Malasseziaceae. Bases 1 to 261 code for a protein of 86 amino acids. Gene Ontology annotation, biological process: protein N-linked glycosylation. The record is from RefSeq and is a predicted model, not a curated record.
AUGUCGGCGUUGCAACAGUUGUACGAAACGGUCCAGAAAGAUUUCAUGCGGCUUCCCGUGAAGGUGCCUACUAUCUCCCCUGAUGCUAUGCCCGUGAUUGCGACGGUAUCUCUAGGCCUUGCUUUCUUCUUGGCAUUUUAUUUCACGACCCUGCCCAAGCAAGGAGGUACCAUCAAGGAACCUAUUUCCGCUAUUCUCGGAAGCACUUUUGCUGGUAUUGGUGUUGUUGCCUUGUUUAACGCUGUUGGCGUCUAUGUAUAA